AUUUCAGUCAAGUCUUUAGAAUCGGACGGUGCAGACGUGCUGGAAAAUAAAAUUUUAAUUUGCUUUGCUCCAUUGCAUUGGAGCAUUGAAUUACGCGCGUAAUAAGGCGACACCGAACACUCGCGGCCAACGCUACUAUCAACGUCAUAAUUGUUACGGUCAUUAUUGUAAUCAACGACAUUCUCUCUCUCUCUCUCUUUCAAUAUCAUUAUCAUCUUUAUUGUCAUAACAGAGAGACAGCAGAGAAAUUCAAAACGAUUUUUUGCCACAGUCGGAAGAUAGUGUGUAACGAGCUCAGACAUACGGAAAAAUAAACAAAAAAAAAAAAAACGGAAGAGCAGUCGACAUACAAUUCAAAAUAAACAAAAUUGAGGAUUUUCGUAAUUAAAAGCAAAAGUAGUGAAUCGAAGGACGAGUGCGCGAAAAAAGAAAAGAAAAAAAACUGCAACACCCACAUCUGAUAGCUGACCGCCACGGCCACAGUAAGCGUUUGGCUUUUGUGGGACCUAGACAUCUCACGCUUGUGCCUCCCAAGACGAUUGCCAAUUCAGUUGGGGGACCGGCACUCAGACAGACAACAUGUUGGGCGUUAAAUAUUUAACGGAAGCCCAUUUGAAGGGCUUCGAGAAAUACAAGUACAGCAGUAUUGACACAAGUUAUCUGAGCGUCUAUGUUAUGCAUCCUUUUUGGAACAAAUGUGUGGAGUUUUUACCCAUGUGGCUGGCGCCGAAUAUCCUGACUUUUGUGGGAUUUCUUAUGACAGUCAUUAAUUUUCUGCUGUUGGCCUACUAUGAUUGGGAUUUUGCGGCGGCGAAUCCAGCUGAAAACACAGUUCCCCGUUGGGUGUGGUCGGUGGCGGCCUUGAACAUAAUGCUUUACUACAAUCUGGAUGGCAUGGAUGGUAAACAGGCAAGACGGACAGGAACCAGUGGUCCUUUGGGUGAAUUAUUCGAUCAUGGCUUGGACUCGUAUUCAGCUGUACUCAUACCCAUCUAUAUGUUUUCUUUGUUUGGCACUGAUGACCUGCCACCUUAUCGCAUGUUCUUUGUGAUAUGGAAUGUGUUUCUGAAUUUCUAUUUGACGCAUGUGGAGAAAUAUAAUACGGGUGUUAUGUUUCUGCCCUGGGGAUAUGAUUUUACCAUGUGGGGUGUAAGCAUUACCCUUUUCUUAACUACAAUUGUGGGGCCGGGUAUAUGGCGCUAUCGUCUUGAAACCUAUAACAUUUCCAUGGCAAACAUCUUUGAAGUUAUACUCAUCGGUUCGGGUAUUGUUACCAGUCAUCCUAUAAUUCUGAAAAAUAUUUACAUGUCAUACAAAAACAAAACCGGCAAGAUGAGACCCUUUUUGGAGGCAGCACGUCCCAUGUUUGCUUUCCUAUGGUUGUUUUUCAUUACCACAAUAUGGGUUUUGUUUUCGCGCAACAAUGUCAUUAAUUUAGAACCUCGCAUUAUGUUCAUUUUAUUUGGUACACUUUUCUCGAACAUAGCGUGUCGUUUGAUAGUGUCCCAAAUGUCGGAUACACGAUGCGAUGGCUUUAAUAUUUUGAUGUGGCCACUGGUGGCCACAGUUGGUGUAAGUUGUUUUCCCUGGUACAAACAGGUAAUGGGUAGUGAAAUAGAUGCCACUGUGGAACGAUUGCUGGUGCAGGGUCUGACGAUAUUUGUGACAGUUGCCCAUUUACAUUACGGUCAGGGAGUGGUUCGUGAGAUGUGUAGCCAUUUCAAAAUACGCUGUUUCAAAAUCGUAAAACCUGAACCAGCAGAACAGGAAAUGGAAACGCCAGAGGAAAUUGUUUAGUUGUAUGUCAGACUUUCACACAGCAGACAAAGUCAAAAGUAAGGAUCACAAAAAGAUUGAUCUUUAGCCAUAGUGUAAACCAACCUAUAAGCCUGGCAAUAUUAUUUAGAUUUAAGACACAUACAAACAAGUACAUCAAUCAUCUGAAUUCUUUAUUUAACAUUUAAUAUGUGAAACUUAUUUAUAGUUGAUGACAAUGACAAUGAAUGACAUACUGAAUGACGAUGACAGUGACGGCAAUGACAAUGACAAUGAAUGAGAAAUAAAAAACACUUGUAAAUUGUUAAAUAUUUCGUGGUUCACAAAAUAAAAUAAAGACCUUUUCGUGUAGACGAAAACCGAAUUUUGUAAAAAGAUUCAUAGAGGUACGAUUCAUUUCGUUGAUCAUAACUCGCACGCAUUCUCCCUCCUUGGCCAAGCGUUGGGAGAAUUCAUUGAUAAGCAGCGAUGCUAGUCCAUGUCUGCGAUGUUCUUCACGAACAUGUAAAGUCCCCAAAAAACCACAAGGGCAUCUGCGCAAAGACAAAUUUAAGAUUGAAAAGAACUUUCUUACGAGGUUCAUGAUACAUACCUUGUGCACCAUGCUAUCAACUCGUUGGUGUCCUUGCGAUAGACACCAAGGCUUAUAUUGUAAGUAAUUACCGAUUCCAGAAAGUCCAGGGAGCCAUCUUGGCGAGAAUACCAUAAAUUAUUUACGGUUGCCGCGUCAGAAACACUAAGGGGUCGCACUUCAAAUCCUUCGGGACACCUGACAAUAUUGUAUAAAUAAAGUUGCCCAUGAGAUGUUAUAAAACAAA
Molecule: messenger RNA, 2594 nt
Organism: Stomoxys calcitrans (stable fly)
Lineage: Eukaryota; Metazoa; Arthropoda; Insecta; Diptera; Muscidae
Product: ethanolaminephosphotransferase 1
Exons: 10
Coding region: 580-1797 (405 amino acids)
Biological process (GO): phosphatidylethanolamine biosynthetic process
Cellular component (GO): Golgi apparatus; endoplasmic reticulum membrane
Molecular function (GO): ethanolaminephosphotransferase activity
Source: RefSeq, a predicted model, not a curated record